Messenger RNA from Raphanus sativus (radish), 1676 nucleotides. Its product is annotated as zinc finger protein ZAT4-like. The coding region runs from base 147 to 1421 and encodes 424 amino acids. Gene Ontology annotation, molecular function: DNA-binding transcription factor activity. The record is from RefSeq and is a predicted model, not a curated record. The transcript has a single exon. NCBI's taxonomy places the organism in Eukaryota, Viridiplantae, Streptophyta, Magnoliopsida, Brassicales, Brassicaceae.
AUUAGUACUUGUCUUCAAAUAUUAGGGUUUUAAUAUAUUUUUGGUCCCAAGCGUUUUUACAAUCACAUCCGACUUGUGGAGUUUAAGAGAGCUGUGAGAGAUUCUGAGCUUAGUUUUUGUUCGAGUGGGUUCAAGCUUCGAAAGCAAUGAAACACUGUUACAAAGACAUAGAAGAUCAAGCUGAAGACGAUGAGAAAGAACAAAGUAUCGGUCUCGGGGAUGAUGAAGAAGAAGGAGAUGAUGGAGCUAACAGUAUGGAUCUAGAAGGAGAUGUGGAAGAAGAAGAAGAAGAAGAAGAAGAAGAAGAAGAAGAAGAAGAAGAAGAAGAAGAAGAAGAAGAAGAAGAAGAAGAAGAAGAAGAAGAAGAAGAGAAGAAUCAUAUAUGUUCUGAAUGUGGUAAAUGGUUUAAGUCUGGUAAGGCUUUAGGAGGUCAUAAAAGGAUUCAUGUACUCGAAAAUCAGAAACUCUCAAUGGUGAGGCCAAAGAUGAUGUCUGGUGAAACCGAAGUUGAUUGUUGUGUUUGCCAUAAGAAGUUUAUAUCAAUGAAGGCUUUACAUGGACACAUGAGGUUUCAUCCAGACAGGGGAUGGAAAGGAGUUUUGUCUCAUCCACUAGGUAAUUCAUCAUCUUCUACACUCUCUAUUGAUGAUUAUGUAGGUGAGUUUACAAGCUCGGAUUAUGAUGAUGAUGAUGAUGAUGAUGAUGAUGGUUAUGAUAACAUUGAUGCAAAGGAUCAGACUGACGAAUCAAAUUUGAAGGAUAAUAUUGAUGCAAAGGAUCUAUUGCUCUUAGCUACUACUGCGGAAGCUGUUAAUCUAGAUGUUGCAGAGAGUUUUGAUUCACCUUCUGUCGAAGAGAUGAUGAUGAAUAAGAAGAAGAGAAGAUUAUCUGAGAUAAAGAAAGUAUCAUCAUCAUCAUCUACUCAUGAUCACCAUCAGCUUGGGGAUGUUGUUGCUGCUGCUGCAGCUGAGGAAGGUGGUGGUGGUGGUGCACGUGAGAAGCACGUGUGUGUGACUUGCUACAAGUCGUUUACUUCUUAUCAAGCUUUAGGAGGUCAUAGAGCAAGUCACAACAAGGUCAAAAUUUUAGAGAAUCACCAAGCUAGGGCAAACAGUGAUGCUCUAUUACUUGGUACCCAAGCAAUGAUAACCGGUUUACCUAGUGCUCAAGCAUUAAACACAUCUUUAAGCAGUAGUAAUAAUGGAGAUCAUGUUUGCGACAUUUGUCAUAAAAGUUUCCCAACGGGUCAAGCUCUUGGAGGUCAUAAGAGACGCCAUUGGACUGGACCAGUUUCUAGUGAAGCUGCAACCUCUGCUUCAACCGCCCCAGCAGCAGGUUCUUCUAGUCAAGUAACAGAGGCAGUGCAAGAGGUAAAUAAAUUUGAGUUUGACUUGAAUGAGUUGCCACCUAACGAAGAAUAAGGAGUGUUACAAACGUUUAUAUGCAAGUAAGCUUUUUAAUUUUAAAACUGCCCCACAAAAAAAAAAGGGAAAAUAUCUGAAAUUAGGGAGUACUGAUGGUAGAAAAAAGAGUUGCUAACAUUAUAGUCUAAGAAAAGAGAGAUAUAUACUUAUUGGUUUUUGGUUCUAAUUUUAGUUUCUUGGUCUUUGGUUUUUAAUGUAAUUUGGUGGAGUCUUUUGUUAAUUUGAUGAGAGGAUAUAUACCUCUUUUUUAUU